Molecule: messenger RNA, 1851 nt
Organism: Balearica regulorum gibbericeps (East African grey crowned-crane)
Lineage: Eukaryota; Metazoa; Chordata; Aves; Gruiformes; Gruidae
Source: RefSeq, a predicted model, not a curated record
AUGUCCUACAAAGGGGAUAUCGUCCCAGGAAGGUCACACCUUAAAGUCCAGAUUUCCCCUAUAUACCCCCGGGAGGCCAAACCAUAUGCUACUACACAAAUUAUCAAUAAAAGGGAACCAACAUCUGUUCCUUCCUUACGCUUCGUUCGUCUCCGGCUGCUUCCCUCGCGGGAGAGCAGAACUGCGGAUCGGAACUCUGCACUCGCUUCGCACUUGCUUGAAGAAAUGGAUAGUAAUCCCAUGGUGUCAUCUCUUCUUAAUAAACUAGCAAACUACACUAAUCUGACUCAAGGUGUGGUGGAACAUGAAGCAGAUGAAGACAGCAAGCGAAAGGAAGUCAAGGUUCCACGUAUGGGCACUUUUAUUGGUGUGUACCUGCCCUGCUUGCAAAACAUCUUGGGCGUCAUCCUUUUCCUACGUUUAACAUGGAUUGUGGGAACAGCUGGAGUUCUGGAGUCUUUCAUCAUUGUGUUCAUGUGUUGUGCUUGUACUAUGCUAACUGCAAUUUCAAUGAGUGCAAUAGCAACAAAUGGUGUAGUUCCAGCUGGAGGCUCUUACUACAUGAUUUCAAGAUCUUUAGGGCCAGAGUUUGGUGGAGCAGUGGGACUUUGUUUCUACUUGGGUACAACCUUUGCAGGAGCAAUGUACAUUCUUGGUACCAUUGAAAUUUUAUUGACCUACAUUUCUCCAAGUGCUGCUAUAUUUAAAGCAGAAGAGGUUGGUGAAGAAACAGAGGCUAUGCUGAACAACAUGAGAGUUUAUGGAACAUGUAUUGUCAUUCUGAUGGCUGUAGUAGUUUUUGUGGGAGUAAAGUAUGUCAACAAACUUGCGUUGGUGUUCCUUGCCUGUGUGAUUCUAUCCAUCAUUGCCAUAUAUGCUGGAGUUAUUAAGACUGCUUUUGACCCACCUGACUUUCCUAUCUGUCUCCUUGGAAACCGUACGUUGUCAAAACGCAGCUUUGAUAUCUGUGCCAAAUUUACUGAAAGCAAUAAUGAAACAAAGACUACAACUUUGUGGCGCCUGUUCUGUGAUAGUUCUUUGCUUAAUGCUACAUGUGAUGACUACUUUAGUCUCAAUAAUGUAACAGAAAUUCAAGGCAUUCCAGGAAUAAUGAGUGGAGUUCUGACUGAUAAUCUAUGGAGUACCUAUUCAGAAAAAGGAUCAAUAGUUGAGAAAAAAGAUCAGCCAUCAGUUGCUGGAUCAGAAGAGACAAAAAUGGGUGGACUCCCUUAUGUUUUGACAGACAUCAUGACCUACUUCACAAUGCUUGUAGGGAUUUAUUUCCCGUCUGUGACAGGUAUUAUGGCAGGUUCAAACAGAUCUGGAGAUCUUAAGGAUGCUCAGAAAUCUAUUCCUACUGGAACAAUUUUGGCUAUUUCAACUACGUCUUUUAUCUAUCUCUCCUGUAUAGUGUUGUUUGGUGCCUGUAUAGAGGGUGUGAUAUUAAGAGAUAAGUUUGGAGAAGCAGUUAAUCAAAAUCUAGUCGUUGGUACACUGGCCUGGCCUUCUCCAUGGGUUAUUGUGAUUGGUUCAUUCUUUUCAACAUGUGGUGCUGGUCUCCAGAGUCUCACUGGUGCACCCCGUCUAUUGCAGGCCAUUGCAAGAGAUGGCAUUGUACCAUUUAUUCAAGUAUUUGGUCAUGGAAAAGCAAAUGGAGAACCAACUUGGGCUCUGCUCCUCACUGCUGGUAUUUGUGAAAUAGGAAUUUUGAUAGCCUCAUUGGAUAGUGUAGCACCAAUUCUUUCAAUGUUUUUCCUUAUGUGCUAUAUGUUUGUAAAUCUGGCUUGUGCAGUUCAGACGCUUUUACGGACUCCCAACUGGAGACCUCGUUUCAAGUAUUACCAUUGGUAG